UUCUUCAACAAAGACCAGAGCUUUGGUUGAAGAUUAAGUGUUGAAGCCACUAAGUAGUAAUCAUAACUUAAAAGGAAUCAGCGGAAAAGAGACCAAUAAAGUAGCGAAUUGGGUUUUGUAUGGGUGACAGACCUGAAACCCGGUUUUGUUUCGGCUUCUACUUUAAAAUUCACGAGACCCCAGAAUCUCUUUUGCUUCGUAAGGAGAUUUUCGGUCGAUAAAUCGAUCUGGGUCUGUUUCAAGUUGAGAAAUUUUGGUGACCUAGAAGCUUAGUUGUUCUGAAUAAAAGCAUGGUUUCUCUGUCAAGCACAGGGGUAUCUCCUCUGAUUAUACCUGGUGAUUCUCUCCGGUCUAUUCGGUUCGGAAGAACAAUGCUUCAUAGCGGUUCUAGGCAGAAGAAAGUGCAGGAGAAGAUCAUUUGUUCUUGCAUGGCGCCUCCGCAGAACUUGAGGAAUGAUGGGUCCUUUGCUACCAAAUUCAAUGAUUCAUUUAAGUCAGGUGAGUUGAGCAGAGUUCGGGAGCCUGAUCAUGAUGAUUCUGAUGUUCUAAUUGAGUGUAAAGACGUACAUAAAUCAUUUGGAGAGAAGCAAAUAUUGAGAGGUGUGAACUUCAAGAUUAGACAUGGUGAAGCUGUUGGGAUAAUUGGGCCAUCUGGUACUGGGAAAUCUACGAUUUUAAAGAUUAUUGCAGGACUUCUAGCCCCAGACAAGGGGGAGGUUUACAUUCGAGGCAGAAAGAGAGCUGGUUUGAUUAGUGAUGAAGAGAUAUCUGGGUUACGAAUUGGAUUGGUUUUCCAAAGUGCGGCACUUUUUGAUUCUCUCACCGUUCGUGAAAAUGUUGGUUUCCUUCUGUAUGAGAACUCAAGCAUGCAUGGUGAUCAAAUUUCAAAGCUUGUGACGGAAAGCUUGGCUGCUGUUGGAUUAAAGGAUGUUGAGGAAAGAAUGCCUUCUGAAUUGUCUGGUGGAAUGAAAAAACGAGUUGCAUUAGCACGAUCGAUUAUUUGUGAUACUACAAAGAAAGCUAUAGAACCAGAGGUUCUUCUAUACGAUGAACCUACUGCUGGGCUUGAUCCUAUCGCAUCUACUGUUGUUGAAGAUCUCAUCCGAUCCGUCCACAUGAAAGGUGAAGAUGCAGUUGGGAAGCCUGGAAAUAUUACAUCAUACGUGGUUGUCACUCACCAACAUAGUACAAUCGGAAGAGCUGUUGACAGGUUAGUAUUUCUUCACGAGGGGAAGAUUGUUUGGGAAGGGAUGACUCAUGAAUUCACAACGUCAACAAAUCCAAUUGUCCAACAGUUUGCAUCCGGGAGCUUGGAUGGCCCAAUUAAAUACUAGCACUGGCGAAUUGAGUCGGUGGUGAAGUUGUUAGUAGUCAUCCACUUCGAUUCCUGAAUACUGAAAUCAGAAAUGAUAAAGUUGGAGGGAGCUAGCCUUUUUGCAUGCUCAACAAGAAAUUCGAGUUCAAGCUAUCGAAUUCUUGAUGCUUGAUGAGAAAAACCACAUUUUUAGGGUGCUAACUCGAUUCAGAAAGAGCCUGCUGAAUCGACAUUAUACAUAGAAUUUGUUGUAUUCUUACGCCUGGUAGAUCUAUUUUACCAUUUGAUAUUGUUAGUUACAGUUAAGAUGAACUUUUCUUUCUUUGAACUGUAGCUCUAAAUGUAUGAAUUUUCGCAACAACUUUUCACAUAUGAUAAUCUUGUCAAUGAAAAACAGUUGCAUGAAAAUAAGGAUAAAGGGUCAAAUAAACGGCCAAAGUUUUUUCUUCA
Molecule: messenger RNA, 1765 nt
Organism: Humulus lupulus (European hop)
Lineage: Eukaryota; Viridiplantae; Streptophyta; Magnoliopsida; Rosales; Cannabaceae
Product: protein TRIGALACTOSYLDIACYLGLYCEROL 3, chloroplastic
Exons: 10
Coding region: 291-1334 (347 amino acids)
Molecular function (GO): ATP binding; ATP hydrolysis activity
Source: RefSeq, a predicted model, not a curated record